Molecule: messenger RNA, 1949 nt
Organism: Micropterus dolomieu (smallmouth bass)
Lineage: Eukaryota; Metazoa; Chordata; Actinopteri; Centrarchiformes; Centrarchidae
Gene: srsf5a
Product: serine and arginine rich splicing factor 5a
Exons: 8
Coding region: 158-1063 (301 amino acids)
Cellular component (GO): nucleus; ribonucleoprotein complex; cytoplasm
Molecular function (GO): mRNA binding
Source: RefSeq, a predicted model, not a curated record
GCAGCUUCAUUUCCUGUUCCCUGCCACGGUUCUUUGGACUCACUCGCCAUUUUGAUACAGUCGAGUAGGGCAGGGACGAAGCCGUUAAAGUUGCAGCUAACCAGCGACGUAACAACAAAAUCGGAGACGCUCUGAAGAAGAACAUUUGAAGAGAACAAUGAGUGGUUGUCGUGUCUUCAUUGGCCGCUUGAGCCCGCAUGCCAGAGAGAGGGAUGUGGAGAAGUUUUUCAAGGGAUAUGGACGGAUUCGGGAAAUCAACUUGAAGAAUGGAUUUGGCUUUGUGGAAUUUGAUGACCACAGAGAUGCAGAUGAUGCUGUGUAUGAGUUAAAUGGCAAAGAAUUGUGCAGUGAAAGGGUCACUAUUGAGCAUGCUCGCUCCAGAAGAGGAAGAGGUGGCGGCCCUGGAAUGGGUCGUUUCGGCGGAGGUGGCGGCGGUGGAGGAGGUGGAGGUGGUGGUGGCGGCUAUCGUCAGUCUCGCAGCAGUGGAUCCAGACUGGACAGGUAUGGACCUCCUGUGCGGACUGACCACAGGCUCAUUGUAGAGAACCUCUCUUCACGGAUUAGCUGGCAGGACCUGAAAGACCUGAUGAGAAAAGCAGGUGAAGUUACCUUUGUGGACGCUCACAGACCCAACAAAAAUGAAGGAGUGGUUGAGUUUGCAUCCCGCAGUGACAUGAAGAAUGCCAUCUCAAAGCUUGAUGGGACAGAACUGAAUGGACGCAAGCUAAAGAUCUUUGAGGACAGCAGAAGUCACAGCAAGAGCCGCUCCCGAUCCCGCAGCUACUCCCGCUCCAAGAGUCGUUCCAGGAGCCGCAACCGUUCCAGGAGCCGCUCCAGGUCCGCCAGUCGCACCCCAGAGAGGAGGACAUCAGGAGGGGGCAAGGCCACUGGCAGAUCCCCCUCCAGGUCCAAGUCUCGCUCCAAGUCUCGCUCCAAGUCCCGCUCCAGGUCUCGCUCCCGCUCACCUGCUCCCGCUCAGAACAAACAGUCUCGCUCCCGGUCACGCUCUCGCUCCCGCUCCCGGUCACGUUCCCGCUCUGCCUCAGUCGACAGCAAGCACUGAGAGUGGUACAUCCGUAGGCUGUAAAAUAGACUGGUAGUUUGCUCACCAUAGGCCUGACUGGUGGCAUGUGAUUUUUUUUUUUUUUUUUUUUUUUUUUUUUUUUUUUUUUUUUUUUUUUAAAUGAAGGGGAGGAAAUUGCCUUUUUUAUGGCUUCUUUUGAAAUGACAUCUUCAGUCAUUAAUGUUGCCUAGAUUGACUUAGAUUUCUUUAUGUUGUUUUUGUUAAGAUCAACUUCCAUGGGGAAAAUUGUUGUUUUUUUCUUCCUGUUACUUCAUGAUUUAUGAACUUCCCUCUUUUAAAAACUCCUUCAUAUUUUUGAUGAAAUACCAAGUGACAAACAUUUUGAUCAGUGGUACCUGUCACAGUCCUGCAGUCUAUCCUAGCUGUUUGCCAUGUUAUGAUUCCAUCCGCUCCCCUGUGCUUUGCCUGAGUGUUCAGAGCAGUUCAAAGUUUAGGUGGGAAUGGUAUUCAUUCUCCAAAAUGUUGUAUGUUUUUGUUUGUGAUGCGGGUUCUUGGCAUUGCCGUGAAACUGUGAUUAUGCUUCUGAUGAGGCACCGUAACGGGUGCCUCCGUGUGUUGCAUUCACUGCCCUGAUAUGUGAACAUAACAAUGCAAACAUCUCAGUUGGUGGUUUAUUUCAGCUUUCUUGUGUAGUGAUGUUGGAAUCUGGCAUUUGUUUUGACUGGCUUUUUUUUGGGGGGGGGUUCAACACUGCUGUAUCAGGACCUUGUCUUGUAUUUGUGAUUUAAUCUUUGCUUUUAUUUACUUUAUCUCCAGCCGUGGCCUGUGGGGUAUUGUGAGUCUGAACGCAAGUGUGUCAAUUUCAGCAGGAAGAAAUGUUUCUAAAUAAGUUUAUUAAUUUGAUACUAAUAAAACACUCACUGCA